Messenger RNA from Naegleria lovaniensis, 1053 nucleotides. RefSeq lists its product as uncharacterized. NCBI's taxonomy places the organism in Eukaryota, Heterolobosea, Eutetramitea, Acrasida, Naegleriidae. Gene Ontology annotation, cellular component: nucleus; cytosol. Gene Ontology annotation, biological process: endoplasmic reticulum unfolded protein response; protein deubiquitination. The record is from RefSeq and is a predicted model, not a curated record. The transcript has a single exon. Gene Ontology annotation, molecular function: cysteine-type deubiquitinase activity. Bases 1 to 1053 code for a protein of 350 amino acids.
AUGCUGCGCAUUCGAUUGCCCUCCGGCCAAAUGAAUUUGAAGGGAGUUGACUUUCAAACAUCGACAGUCGAAUGGUUAAAAUUGCAAAUACAAAAUGAAAGUAAAAUCCCACCUCUAAAGCAAAAACUGAAAUGUGGAUUUCCCCCUGUAGAGGUUAAUGGGCAAUCAGAUCAAGAAUUAUUUAAUUCAAAAAAGCUUUCGGAUAUUGGUUUAAAAUCAGGAGAAAGUUUGAUCGUGGAAGAAACCAAUGAAUACUCCCAAGCAAAACAUGUCAUUUCCAAUCCAUUAGCAUCGGUGGACAAUCACGAUGAUGUUGUUGAUAUUACGAACGACUCAACCACUACUGUACAAUUAAAACCAGAACAAUAUUCGGACUGUCCAGCUCGACCACAUGAUUUGCAAUCGUUUGACUCCACUUUGUUAUCGGACUGUGUUGCUAUUAAACGAGUCAUUCCAGCAGACAAUUCGUGCUUGUUUAAUGCAUUGGCUUAUUGUUUGGAAGGAAGUAGCGCCAGAAAAAACAAAAGAGCUCGAGCAUUGAGAAGAGUUGUGAGAGAUUGGAUUAUGAAACAUCCUUUUUAUUUCAACGAGGCAAUAUUGGGAAGACCAACAAAAGAAUAUUGUGACUGGAUCAUGAAAGAUGAUUCUUGGGGAGGAUCUAUUGAAUUAUUAAUAUUGUCUCAGUUCUACAAUAUCAGGAUUGAAAGUUUUGAUGUCACGGCCAAUCGAAGAGAUAUCUAUGGUGAAGGAGACACUUCAAUUACCACAAAAAUCUUUCUAAUUUAUGAUGGUAUUCACUAUGACGCUCUUGCUUUCAAUCCUGUUCCUUCUGGACCUGAGGAAUUAGAUAUUACCAUUGUACCAGCUAAUGAAGAAAUUUCUUCCAAAAAGGCAUUUGAGAUUGUCAAACAGUUACACGACCAACAUCAAUUUACAGACACUGCCAGCUUUACCUUAAAGUGUUUGCAGUGUGGAGAAUUUUUGAAAGGAGAAAAAGAAGCCACACUACAUGCCAAGAAAACAGGUCAUACAAGCUUUGGAGAAAAGAGAUAA